Molecule: messenger RNA, 4265 nt
Organism: Larimichthys crocea (large yellow croaker)
Lineage: Eukaryota; Metazoa; Chordata; Actinopteri; Sciaenidae
Gene: kifc3
Product: kinesin family member C3
Exons: 23
Coding region: 389-3484 (1031 amino acids)
Biological process (GO): microtubule-based movement
Cellular component (GO): microtubule cytoskeleton
Molecular function (GO): microtubule binding; ATP binding; microtubule motor activity
Source: RefSeq, a predicted model, not a curated record
UAAACACGUGUGACUUCAGAGGGUUAACGUGACGUGAAGACGUCGUCUCGAGUUACAUGGAGAAACCGAAGCUGCUGGCUCUGGUUUCCCGUCCAAUGCCUGUGGACGUGACGGCAGCAGCAGAGGACGGGACAAGGUUCACGGUUUUUAUGACUUCAGUGGAAAUGUGAUGUGGACUGUGACGGGGCGGGACUCGGACAGAGGUGAGGCAGGUGACAUACAGAGAGCGUCACUGUUUGGAUCAGCUGCUUUGAGUUCAGAUCUGAGGAUGUAAACGAGACGCCUGCACCGGACCCACCUGGACUUCACCUGUUUAAUGUGAUGAAGCUGAACAUCCACACAGAACCUCCGGUUUGAGCAGUGUAAUCGGACCUGUGUGGACCGGGUCAUGUACGUCCUGUGCACCCUGGCCAUCCUGAGCCUCCACAGCCUCUUCAAGAGCUGGACCAACAAGGCCGUGGAGUCUGACCGGAGCUCGGACGCUCAUCAGGAGGAUGGAGGCGUCCACGAGGUGUGUGGAGCGACUCAGGGCCUCACGGGCCGAGGAGGACCAAGGAGAGCUCAAGGGAAGAGGAGGCGAGGAGGCCGAGUACGUAACAUCCCCAACAGCAGGGAGCGAGUGCAGGUGAGGAGGGAGCGAGUGCAGCCGGUCCAGCGGCCCAGUGCUCUGCUCAGCCCGGCGGUCAUGUUCAGCACAAGAAAGACCUGGGACCUUAGCCACGCCCCCCGCCUGCAGGAGCUCUGGAAGAAAGACAUCUCAUUGGACGCGAGCUCUUUGGACUUCCUGAUGAGUGAUGGUGAAGACGACGCCUCCUUCUUGUCUCUGCCCACCGCCGCCUUCUCACAGCGCCCGUCUCUGACCGCAGAGCUGUCCGAAACAAACGCACCCAGCCAGCAGCUGCUCAUCCAGACUCUCCAGGACAAAGUGUGUGAGUUUCAGGCUCGUCUUCAGUCUGAAGAAGUCGCUCGUCAUCUUCUUCUCCAGCAGCUGCAGCACGCGAGCGUCCAGACGUCAGCGCCGCACAGCGGUGUGACUGUGCUGCCAUCAGGUGGUCAGAAUUCAGAUUGUCUCAACUGUCCAGAAGAAGAGCAGCUCGUUACUCGGCUGCGCACACAGGUGGAGGAGCUGGAGGAGAAGCUGUUGGAUCAGACCCAGGAGGUGGAGAGACUUCGCUCUGAACUGGGGGCGACAGACCUGGAGAAGCAGCUAGAGCUGCUGGUGGUGGAGAACCAGCGUCUGAAGCAGGAGCUGAAGUCAUGCAGGAGCUCCGACAUUCAGAGCGUGGACGCUGCUGCAGGGAGCUGCAGCUGCAGCCACAGCCAGGACGCAGACUCCCUGCGGAGGGAGGUGUCCCGCUGGGAGAGCCAGGCCCGGCAGAGGGAGCGGCGGCUGGCUGAGCUGGAGCGCGAGCUGCUGGAGAAGAGCUCCAGGGUGGAGAGCCUGCGGAGGCAGCUGGACGAGUCCAACCGGCAGCUGGAGGACGGACGGAGACAGCUGGACGAGUCCAGGUGGAGGCAGGUGGAGGCCGAGCAGAAACUCAACCUCCGACUGCAGGAGUGUGAGGAGGAGCUCGCCAGGCAGGCGGCCACGCCCCCCAGAGUCAAGUACGUGACGCACACGGUGGAGGUGGAGUCAGCUGACUCUCAGAAAGCUGUGGUGGAGCUGCAGACGAAGAACUCCGCCCUGCAGGAUCAACUGUCUGUGCAGAGGACGCUGCUGAGAGAGCUCGAGACACAACUGCACGAGUCCCAGAGGACAUGUGGACAGCUGAGGACACAGCUGCUCGCCGAUCGACGCCGUCUGUGCGGCUUCCUGUCCAAGGUCGUCGGCAGCGACGAGGUGAUUCGCAGGCUGUCCAAGAUCCUGGUCUAUGAAGGGGAGAUGGAGCGCGCUCAGGGCCAGCUGGAGGCGGAGAUGCAGAACCUGGAGGAGGAGAAGAACCGCGUGAUCGAGGAGGCGUUCAUCCGAGCCGAGAGCGAGAUGAAGGCCGUCCACGAGAACCUGGCGGGAGUUCGUAUGAACCUGCUGAGCCUGCAGCCCGCCCUCCGGACUCUAACCGGUGACUACAACUGUCUGAAGAGGCAGGUGCAGGACUUCCCCUUCAUGCUGGACAAAGCCAUCAGCGAGGCCAAGCAGGAGAUCUGUCAGGUGAUCAGCGAGGUGAGCAGCACCAAUCAGGAGCUGCUGCGUAAAUACAAGCGAGAGAUGAACCUGAGGAAGAAGUGUCACAACGAGCUGGUCCGCCUCAAAGGUAACAUCCGUGUCUUCUGCCGCGUCCGGCCCGUCAGUCAGGAGGAGCAGGACUCCGCCGACGCCAAAGCGAUGCUGAGCUUCGACUCGGACGACGACGCCGUCCUCUACCUGUCCAGCAGGGGCAAGGUCAUGACCUUUGAACUGGACAAGGUGUUCGCUCCGCAGGCCACGCAGGAAGAGGUGUUUCAGGAAGUCCAGUCUUUGGUCACUUCCUGUAUCGACGGCUUCAACGUCUGCAUCUUCGCGUACGGACAGACGGGCUCCGGGAAAACCUUCACCAUGGAGGGCGUGGUCGACGACCCCGGGAUCAACCAGCGAGCUCUCCGCCUGCUGUUCUCCGAGGUGACGGAGAAAGCUCCAGACUGGGACUACACCAUCACCGUCAGCAUGGUGGAGAUCUACAACGAGACGCUACGCGACCUGCUGGGCGAGAAUCCCACCGACAAGCUCGACAUCAAGAUGAACCCGGACGGCAGCGGACAGCUCUACGUGCCCGGACUGACCCAGUUCACCGUGCAGAGCGCCGAAGACAUCAACAGGGUGUUCGAGCUGGGUCACGUGAACAGAGCGACGGCGUGCACCAACCUGAACGAGCACAGCUCGCGAUCACACGCUCUGCUCAUCAUCAGCGUGUGCGGAUACAACGGCGCCACAGGAAGCCGCACACAAGGGAAGCUGAACCUGGUGGACCUGGCGGGCUCGGAGCGGAUCGCGAAGUCUGGUGCGGAGGGCAGCCGCCUCCGGGAGGCGCAGUGCAUCAACAAGUCUCUGUCGGCGCUCGGCGACGUCAUCAACGCGCUGCGGAGCAAACACGCCCACGUCCCGUUCAGGAACUCUCGCCUCACCUACCUGCUGCAGGACUCUCUGAGCGGGGACAGCAAGACCCUGAUGAUGGUGCAGGUGUCUCCUCUGCCCUCCAACCUGAGCGAGUCGGUCUGCUCGCUGAAGUUCGCUCAGCGUGUUCGCAGCGUGGAGCUCGCCGCUUCGUCCAGGAAACACGAGAACUCGUCCACCUCGUCCUCGCCGACGCACGACAGCGUGGAGCUGGACUCACCCCCGGUGACCCCCGUCCCCCUCCCCAUCUCUCGGGCCAGCAGCGCCGGCUCCACCCUCUCCUCCACCUCCAGAACCCCCAGCAGCUCCCGCAGGAGGUCCCAGUCCCAGCUGUCCACAGACAGACAGGUAGACAGAGCCAGCCCAUUGGUGGGGGACGGUGGGCAGGACGACUGAAGCUGACCGCCUGAGACGCCACGAGGCUCCUCCCCCUCCCCCUCAGCCACUCACAGAGCGGGGUGAAGGAGCAAAGCCUGAUGGGAGCUCGUCGUGGCCAAAUGUUUAAAACGAGUGUAACGAGGAGCCGGUGAAGCUCCGCCCGUCUGGACUGAGCUGAAAUCGAACGCGCCCUAAAAACAGUGUAUGCUUUCCCAUCACAGUAUUUCUUCUUUUAUUGUUUCUUUGUAAAGUUGCACUUUAAACUCUGAGCCGCAGCUCCGAUGUGGCGGAUUUCUAAUAUAUGCAUAAUAUGAUCCUGUAUUUAUGUUUGACAUGCUUCAGUUUCUUCUUUGGUGGACGAGGCCACGUGUUCAUGUUUUAUCAUCUUCAACCCUCCCUGUAGUUUUCUGAUGGAGGCCAUCUUUGUGACCUCACAGUCCUCCUUUAUCCAAUCAGGGUACUCCACUGAUACCGAGCUGUCCAAUGAGACGCGAGCAAUACGAUGAAGUGUUCUGUUCAUGAUUGUUGUGUUUGGCUCCUGUUCUCUUCCUGUGGAUGUUCUCCUGCUGUGUCCUCCAUUAAAAACAUCCAGGUGACCUUUGACCUCAGACAGAGCACACCUGUAGCUGUUGACCCGGUUCUGAGCUUGACGUGACGCAGGUGGAGCGAGUAGUUGUAGCUGUAGUCGUAGUAACAUGAAUGCUUAGAAACGCUGACGAUGAGCUGCUUGCUUUGUCUCGCUGUAGAUUUCUACAGUUUGUUUUUUUUGUAUUCUCUUUUUAAUAAAAACUAACAAGAA